This is a messenger RNA of Leptonychotes weddellii (Weddell seal), 2089 nucleotides long. The record is from RefSeq and is a predicted model, not a curated record. NCBI's taxonomy places the organism in Eukaryota, Metazoa, Chordata, Mammalia, Carnivora, Phocidae.
AAAACGUCAGCACACUCAUAACUUCGACCUGACUUUAUUUCCUGUGCGUACCUUGCAGGUAGCCUUGUAGACUCCUCUGGUCAUAUUCUGAUCCCUGGAAUCUAUGACCAGGUGGCCCCUCUUACUGAAGAGGAGAGAAAGAUGUAUGAAGCCAUCGAUCUGGACCUAGAAGAAUACCGGAACAGCGUCCAGGUUAAGAGAUUUCUGUUUGACACCAAGGAGGAGAUUCUAAUGCACCUAUGGAGGUACCCAUCUCUUUCAAUCCAUGGGAUUGAGGGCGCAUUUGAUGAGCCUGGAGCUAAAACGGUCAUCCCUGGCCAAGUUAUAGGAAAAUUUUCAAUCCGUCUGGUCCCUCACAUGAAUACAUCUGUGGUGGAAAAACAGGUGAAGCAGCAUCUUGAAUAUAUAUUCUCCAAAAGAAAUAGUUCCAACCAGAUGGCUGUUUCUAUGACGCUAGGACUACAGCCAUGGAUCGCAAAUAUUAAAGAUAAACAGUAUCUUGCAGCAAAGAGAGCCAUCAAAACAGUGUUUGGAACAGAGCCAGACAUGAUCCGGGAUGGAUCAACCAUACCAAUUGCCAGAAUAUUCCAGGAUACCAUCCAAAAGAGUGUGAUGAUGCUCCCGCUGGGCGCUGUUGAUGAUGGGGAGCACUCUCAGAAUGAGAAAAUCAACAGGUGGAACUACAUAGAGGGAUCCAAAUUAUUUGCUGCCUUUCUCCUAGAGAUGGCUAAGCUGCAUUAAAAUGACAGGAGCCUUCCAGCUUAGAUCCGACCUAUUGACAGAUACCCUCUCCCACACCUGGGCAGGAACAGAAUCUAAAGAUCCAGAGAAUUUCAGUCCAGGAAAUAAUGUUUUUCCUUCCCAUUUAAAAUGUCUUUGGACAUUUGGACCAGUAAUAAAAUAUUUUAAAGGCACAGACAUUGGAAAUGGCAUACUGUCCCCAUGGCACACCUUUCCGAAGUCACCACUACCGGCAACAUCUCCCCAAGUCCGGCUGCAGGAGCCCUGGGACUGGACUCUUUCCUUGGAGCACCAGGACAAUUCUUCCAUUAGACUCUCCCUGGCAGUUUGAUGGGUCUGAUCCCUGCAGUGUGCUUUUAGGUUCUGAGGUGCUCCUGACGCAUCAUCAUUCCAUACAGUGUGUAGAUCACCCUUGCUCCUACCACACGUUCCUCUUAUUAGUAAAACUGUUGGUCCCACUGGCUACCAUGAUUUCCCUGGGGUUCAUUUGUAGAGGAGUAACUGAAGCAUGAUGCUGUAUUAACCUCUUGCUUCCCCUUCAUUUAUUUUGCCUGCUUCUUGGAAAGUUCUGAAACAGAAAUGAGCAAUAGUCACAUCCUUCUACCAUUUGGGAUUCCCUGUGUGAAGAUGAGUACUUUUUCUAUUCCAAGGCUCUUUACCUUUCUUGGAUCGAUGCCAACAGACCACCCCUCCUGCACCCUAUUCUUUCUACCCCAUCGCUGAAGGCCCCCCCCACCAAAUCUGUGCACAUGUAAAGUCACCACCACAGAAUCAAUUCUGAUAGAAUUUCUCUCACCCUGUUGGAAUUUUACUCAGUGACUACAUCUAAAUUUCUAAACUGCUUAAAGCUUUUAAUAGCAUCAGUUUUAGAUAGAGAACGAAUCUAAUCAGCCCUGACAUCAGUAACACAUUCUAAAUUUAAAGCCAUCAGCUAAUGCUGCAUUCAAUUCAGUAAUCAUUUUAGUUAACCAUCUUGUUUGGUUUGAUUGCAUUUGAUGGUGUAAACAAACAAACAAAAAGAAUAUAAUUUUUCUACAGUUGAGUGUAUGUAAACAAAUCAAUCUGUAUAAAUUCAUUACUUAAAUCACAUUAAUGGAGAAGAAUUUAAGAGUUUAUUAAAAAUGUUUCUCUUAUGAUUCCAAAUAAAAUCAAAGCAUAACACAUUUAAUCUCUUUAUGGGUUCUUGAAAUGUCAGUUUUAAAAUUUGCAACACAACAUCCAAAAGGGCUGCACUACAGGGCCAGUGAUUCAGCUUACCCUGGUCUUGUCACAGAAAUGGGACUCAAGGGGCGCCUGGGUGGCUCAGUCAGUCAGUUAAGCGGCUGCUUUCAGUUCAGGUCAUGAUCCU